AUGUCCUGGCUGCAAAUACAACCAUACAGAACAAUGGAAACAAUAUCAGUAAUGUGUAAAGACACAUCGCGCAACGCGUCUUCCCAUCAAAAGGAUAUCACCACACCACCAGUAGCAAAGAGAGGCGUGGUCGCAAAGAUAGCGGACGCUAAAUACGACACAACAAUCCCAAAUUGGGAAGAGACACUGGAGAAGACAGUGGAAGCAAAAAAGAAAUACAAAAGAGACUCUGCAGACAGCACAAUUCCAACAUGA
This is a messenger RNA of Paraglomus brasilianum, 255 nucleotides long. NCBI's taxonomy places the organism in Eukaryota, Fungi, Glomeromycota, Glomeromycetes, Paraglomerales, Paraglomeraceae. The record is from the annotation of a GenBank genome assembly.